AUGCCUUCUCGCUACCCACAGCUCGGGGCCGCUGCCGCCACCGUCGCCGCUGCGCUGCCGCUGCCGCUGCCGCCGUCGCCGCGAGCCAUUUCUGAUUCGGGAUGGAAAAAUUCACAGGCCUGUAAUUUACAGGGGUUUUGGCCCAAAUACUGGGCUUCCAAACAGGGCCUUAGGGAAUUCCAUGAAGCUGUUGGAUCCAGAAUUCUUCUUCAAACAAAUCCAGAUUCACAUGAGGUGCAUUGCUCAAGGGAAAGGAGCCGUGCAGCUUGGGAAGCUAUUGAUGAGUAUUUGAUGCCCUUCGUGGAAAAAGAGAAAUAUGAGCUCCCAAGCAAAUGUAGACUUCGUCCUGAUAAUGACAUGUUUCGGGAGCAAGAGCAACAUAAGAUUCAUUUUGAUAUUAAUGAGUGGCAUUGUGGCUUUUGCAAGAAAGCUUUCCGAGCAGAGAAGUUCCUUGAUCAACAUUAUGAAAAUUGGCACAAGAAUCUUGUGGAUAAUAGCGAAGGAAGAUGCAUGGCAGAUCUAUGCGGAGCACUUCACUGCGAUCUGAUGAUGCAGUUCAAGAAACCAAAAAGUAAAUGCAAUGCAGCUGCAGCUACAAGGAAUCGUCAUCUUUGUGAGAGCCUUGCAGACAGUUGCUUUCCUGUUAAUCAAGGUCUUGCUGCCAGCCGUCUUCAUGAAUUCUUCUUGCGCCAAUUUUGUGAUGCUCACACUUGCAAUAAGGGAACUAAACCUUUCCCCAAAGAAACAAACAAACAGGUUUUACUUGGCUCUCUGCAUCUUGACCCUGAUACUUUUGCCCCUGUUCUAUCUCAUUGUGUUCCUGCACCAAAGGGAAAUGAGGAAAGGUACCCAAGAUCUAAAACGGUUUUCAAAAAUUGGGCAGAAGAAAAAGCCAUCCUAGUUGCGGGGAAGAUUUUCCCCUCAUUUCCAGAACGGGAACAAUGUCCUCAGGUUGAGAAAGCCGGCCCUCUUUUCCAGAACGGGAAGCUGAAGCCAUUGGAGAGUUUGGUAAAUCCACUGCUUGAUGUAGGAAUGUCGCUAUGCACCUUCUGCGAGUUUAAUAAUACCAAAAUUGCUGAUGAAGCGACUGCGAAGCUGGAUUUGGAGGCGGCCAAUGGCCACAGAGUCGAUGAGGAGCUUCCGAGAGAGAGCAAGCAAGCAGAGGAAGCGAAGAAGCUCAUGGAGAGCACAGAUGAAACUAAGAAGAGGUUGGCAGCCAAAGAAGUUGAGGUGCAGGAGGCCAAGAGCACCCUCGACGCCAAGGUCACGACGAUUGGCUACAUCAUGCAUGAGUCCGUGACGACGAGCCUAACUGUUAGCGACAUUGUCAACUCCAACCCUGAUUCUCAGUAG
Miscanthus lutarioriparius is the source of this 1353-nucleotide messenger RNA. Lineage: Eukaryota; Viridiplantae; Streptophyta; Magnoliopsida; Poales; Poaceae. The record is from the annotation of a GenBank genome assembly.